Molecule: messenger RNA, 9631 nt
Organism: Eublepharis macularius
Lineage: Eukaryota; Metazoa; Chordata; Lepidosauria; Squamata; Eublepharidae
Gene: BMPR2
Product: bone morphogenetic protein receptor type 2
Exons: 13
Coding region: 219-3359 (1046 amino acids)
Biological process (GO): cellular response to growth factor stimulus; protein phosphorylation; BMP signaling pathway
Cellular component (GO): plasma membrane; signaling receptor complex
Molecular function (GO): ATP binding; transforming growth factor beta receptor activity
Source: RefSeq, a predicted model, not a curated record
CUGCGCCGCCCGGGGACAUGGAGACGGAGCCCCGCCGUGGAGUGAGACCGCGGGCGCCGCCGCGCCUCCGCCGCGCGCCCUUCCCGGCUGGCUUGUGAAGCGGGGCGGGCGCCGCUCGCCGCGUGAAUUCUUCGCGUUAUUCGACUCUCCUCCUCCUCCUCCUCGUCGUCCUGCUGCUGCUGCUGCGUCUCCCUCGCCCUGCGGGGCCCCCUCCCGACAUGAGCGCCUCGCUGCCGCCGCCGCCGCUGCAGCACCUUCGGCGGGCGCUGCUCCUCGCCGGGGCCACCUUGCUGCUCGGCAUUGCGGCUGCUACCCAGAGUGAAGAGACAACCUGUGCUUUCAGGGACCCAUAUCAAAAUGAUCAUGGAAUUAGUGAAAGUCGGAUUUCUCAAGAGAAUGGUACAGUUCUGUGUAUGAAAGGCAGCACCUGCUAUGGUCUCUGGGAGAAAACACGAGAAGGAGACAUACAUCUUGUGAAACAAGGGUGCUGGUCUCACAUAGGGGAUCCCCAUGACUGUCACUCGGGGGAGUGCAUCGUAACCACCCCCCCAUCUUUAGUUCAGAACGGGACGUAUCGAUUCUGCUGCUGCAGCACUGACUUGUGCAAUGUCAACUUCACAGAGAACUUCCCACCGGAUCCCACUGACGCCGUGCCCUUCAAUUCAUCUCAUUCAUUUCACCGAGAUGAAACAAUUGUCAUUGCGCUGGCAUCAGUAUCUGUGCUGGCUGUUUUGGUGGUUGCUCUUUUCUUCGGAUACAGGAUGCUCGCAGGGGACCGUAAACAGGGUCUGCACAGUAUGAACAUGAUGGAAGCAGCAACAUCAGAACCCUCGUUAGACUUAGAUAAUCUGAAGAUGCUGGAGCUGAUUGGUCGAGGGCGAUAUGGAGCAGUUUACAAAGGCUCUUUAGAUGAGCGUGCAGUGGCUGUAAAAGUAUUUUCUUUCACAAAUCGCCAGAACUUUAUCAACGAGAGGAACAUCUACAGAAUCCCACUGAUGGAACACGACAACAUUGCCCGUUUCAUUGUAGGGGAUGAGAGAUUCGGUACAGAAGGGCGGAUGGAAUAUUUAUUAGUAAUGGAAUAUUAUCCCAAUGGUUCUUUAUGCAGAUAUUUGAGCCUCCACACCAGUGACUGGGUGAGCUCUUGUCGUUUGGCACACUCGAUCACUCGAGGCCUGGCUUACCUUCACACAGAGUUACCUCGAGGAGACCAUUACAAGCCCGCAAUCUCCCAUCGGGAUCUGAACAGCCGCAACGUGCUGGUAAAGAACGACGGGACGUGCGUCAUCAGCGAUUUUGGCCUCUCCAUGAAACUGACGGGAAAUCGGCUGGUGCGCCCCGGUGAGGAGGACAAUGCUGCCAUCAGUGAGGUUGGUACGAUCCGCUAUAUGGCCCCUGAAGUGCUAGAAGGAGCAGUGAACUUGAGAGACUGCGAAUCGGCUCUGAAACAAGUCGAUAUGUACGCACUAGGCUUGAUCUACUGGGAGAUUUUUAUGAGAUGCACUGACCUAUUCCCAGGGGAGUCUGUGCCGGAUUUCCAGACAGCAUUCCAAAUGGAAGUUGGAAACCAUCCCACUUUUGAAGAUAUGCAAGUCCUUGUUUCAAGGGAAAAGCAACGACCAAAAUUCCCAGAGGCCUGGAAAGAGAACAGCCUGGCUGUGAGGUCGCUGAAAGAGACAAUCGAAGACUGUUGGGAUCAAGAUGCAGAAGCGCGGCUGACAGCCCAGUGCGCCGAAGAGAGAAUGGCUGAACUCAUGAUGAUUUGGGAGAGGAAUAAAUCUGUCAGCCCAACCGUGAACCCGACGUCUACAGCUAUGCAGAAUGAGCGAAAUCUGUCACACCACAGACGUGUGCCAAAGAUCAGACCGUAUCAAGAUUACUCUUCCUCGUCGUAUAUCGAGGACUCCGUUCAUCACGCUGACAGCAUAGUGAAGAAUAUUUCUUCUGAGCUUUCAGUGACCACGGCACCGCUGGCACUUGGGGAGAAGAACAGGAACUCCAUCAACUAUGAGAGGCAGCAAGCACAAACCCGUAUUCCGAGCCCAGAGACUAGCGUCACGAGCUUGUCGACCAACACGACCACCACCAACACAACGGGGCUGACUCCAAGCACUGGCAUGACCACCAUAUCCGAGUUGCCUUACUCAGGAGAAACCAACCUCGGUGCUGCAAAUGGCCUGCAGCCACUUGGGCCGACUCCUGUUUGUCUGCAGUUAACGGAGGAAGACUUGGAGACCAACAAGCUGGAUCCAAAGGAAGUGGACAAGAACUUAAAGGAAAGCUCUGAUGAGAAUUUGAUGGAGCAUUCCCUUAAGCAGUUCAGUGGCCCAGAUCCACUCAGCAGCACUAGCUCCAGCUUGCUGUACCCGUUGAUAAAACUGGCAGUAGAAGCCACAGGGCAACAAGACUUUGCACAAGCUGGGAUCGGUCAAGCCUGUCUGAUUCCAGACAUCCGGCCGGCUCAGGUCUACCCUCUUCCCAAGCAGCAGAACCUCCCAAAGAGGCCUACUAGCCUGCCUUUAAACACCAAAAACACUAAGGAGCCUCGGCUGAAAUUCGGAGGGAAGCACAAAUCAAACUUGAAGCAAGUAGAAACUGGAGUUGCCAAGAUGAACACGAUCAAUGCUGCAGAACCCCACGUGGUAACAGUGACCACAAAUGAAGUGGCAGGGAGGAGCCACCCCGUGAACUCUCACGCUGCACCAGCCCAGUACGUCAACGGCACAGUGCCCUCUGGCCAGGCGGCCGCCUCGGUGGCACACAGGGCCCAGGAGAUACUGCAGAACCAGUUCAGUGGGGAGGACGGUCGCUUGAACAUCAACUCGAGCCCGGAUGAACACGAGCCUUUGCUGAGAAGAGAGCAGCAAGUGAGCCAGGACGAGGGCAUUCUGGACCGUCUGGUGGACAGGAGAGAGCGGUCCCUGGAUAACGGCCGACCAAAUGCCAACAACAACAACAACAGUAACCCGUGUCCAGUGCAAGGCGUGACUGUCCGUAGCGACCAGAGCACAGCACCAAAUUCUGGACAGACCCACACGAGAAGAGCACAGAGACCCAACUCCUUGGAUCUCUCAGCCACAAAUGUUUUGGAUGGCUUUAGUAUGCAGUUGAGUGAGUCAUCCCUAGAUGGCAAACCCGGCUCAGGAGAAAAGAUCAAGAAACGUGUGAAAACACCCUAUUCCCUGAAGCGGUGGCGCCCUUCCACGUGGGUCAUCUCCGCUGAACCCCUGGACUGUGAGGUCAACAAUAAUGGUAGUGAGAGAGUGGUCAGUUCCAAGUCCAGCACAGCUGUUUAUCUCGUAGAAGGAGGUACGGCCACCACUAUGGUGUCUAAAGAUGCAGGAGUGAACUGUCUGUGAAUUGUUCGAAAGCUGACAAAAAAUGACAUUUUUGCAUCCUAUUAAACACACGGAAGACUUUUAAAAAAAAACAACAACUGCUUUCUCCUGUCAGCAUCCCUUACCGAGGACUUGCUUUAAAUAGAUUUCAGCUAUGCAGACAAUUUUUAGCUUAUGCUUCCAUAUUUUUAAUUUUGUUUUUAUUUUUUUAACAAGUUUUUUUGCACUUUUAUUUAGUAUUGCAAAAUUACAUCUGUCCGUUUUGACCACAGAAUUAUAUAUAGGUGUAUCAAAUGCUGUGGUCUCAAAAUAUUUUUUUUUUAAAAAACGAAAACAAAAAAAUGUAUUGCUGAUAAUCAGUUUUGGACCGGAUUCUAAAGGUCACUAAACGCGUAAGCCAAUUAAUAAGACAAGUUUGGCUGCAGUGGUGUCUGCUCUUCACAUUUUGAGUUCUGUGCAAAAGCUAGUUUGUAUGUUUCUGUGUGACAGAGUGUAUUAUCUUUUGAACGCCCCACUUUUCACUUGUGUUACGUUAAAAUGUGCAAUAGUCUGUAGUUUGCAGUAUGCUUUGUGUUUUCAACCCUUCUAAACAUUUUCCCUUUUCAAAUUAAAACCUUUUUUAAAAAAAGAAGUCUAACAGUUCAGCCACCAGUGGUCCUCAACUGUGAACUUUGCACAGCACAAUCAGUUUGAAGCAGCUGCUUCUCUCCAUCUGUGGCUGUGUGCGCGCGCCAAGGUCAUGGUUAAGGCAUGAAUUUCCCUGCCUUGAAAAGGCUGGCUUUAAAAGAUCAUAAAGAACAUUUUCCCCUUCCUUUCAUCCUUCCAAAUUAGCAGAUGUCAAUUUUUCUCCACAAUAGAUCAUGCAUAUCUUAAAAACUCUUAACAAGAAAGUGUUGAACAAAUAUAAUUAAUUAAGGGCCAGUUGGUACAGAUCAUCGAGAUCUGCCCAAUAAGCUUUUUACUCAACAAACAUGCUUCCUAUUGGCAGGUUCACAAGACAUCAAAACUCUAGCUGGGAUGGCUAAUCUGUAGUAAUCUCUUUCACAAAAUCAAGAAACUUGUGAGUGUUGCAACUGUUUUGUGUGUGAAAUUGGCCUAAACGUCUUACCAUUUUUCAUUUUAUCUUUUACACAGUUUUCACAGUUUAAAUAUGGUUUUGUAUUUAUGUACAUUUUUCCUUAAUUGAAUGCUUUCAGUGUAUAUUGAAAAGUACAUUUUUACCUAAUCUGGAUAUAAAUUAUCUUAAAACUUUUACUGUAGGUAGAUUUUUUUUGUUUUAUGUAGAAGAAUUAAACAUCGACUCACUGGCCUGAUAGUCAUGUGAUGAGAUAAUAUGUUUCUGUUGUUUUUGCUGCCUAAAGAGUGGGUUUAGAGCAGGUUGGCUUCAGUCAGCUUCUAUGCACUAUAAUUGACUGGUCUGAGUGUGUUGUGAAAAGGUUUGCAUUCCUUCAGGUUACACACACACCAGUGUUCAUUGUGACUGAGUACUACUUCAUCCUAUAACGAGAAAACAUCAUUUUCUAGGGUAGGCAUUCAGGAUAAAUGUGACACUAAAACCCUUUGUCUUAGUUGUUGUUCAGACAUUUUUAAAAAAGAGAGAUGGCUAGAUUUUCUCAAUGAUACAGUUCUGAAGGAGAGUCUUGGGUGUGUUUUUAUCACAGCCCUAGACUUCUGCAAAGAUUCUUCUGUCCACCCACCAGAAUCCCUACAACCGAUUAUUCUGUCUUCUGAUAGGCUGUUUAAUGCUCUUCUUCAGUCACUGUAAGAUUGGUUUAUUUCCUUCUUCUCCUGCCCACUGCUCUCUGCAUUUGUAGCAUGCAUCAAGCUACGCAGAGCUAGACCCAUUUUUGCAUAAUUUUAGUGUCAGAAUAAGUUGCUUCUUUCAGGCCCAUUUGAAUAUUCUUAGAUUGGUUUAGGUAAGUUGAGUUACUCAGCACAAUAAAUACAGAUAGAAUUUUAGAAUCUGUCAUGCUUGUGGGAGCUGUGCAUGUACUGAGUUUGUAGCCCUGUGGUCCUUGGUUAUGGCUGAGUGGAAUACUUGUGGCUGUCAGUUUUCAGGCUAAGUGUUGCCCUGCCAACACUGAGUUUCAAGAAAUCAGUGCAACAUUUGAGUUUGAGUCUGUUUCACAGGGAACAGCUCCAUACCCUUGGAGACAGGAAUUCCUGAAAGCAUGCCUUAUGAUAAAACUCCAGGAGAAGCUCUGUGGUGCUUGUUAAAAUAGCUUUGCCAUAUCCCUGCUUCAGCCCUGAAAGGCAAAUUUAGGGAAAUGGGGGGGCAGGGCAUUUAUUGGCCCCUUUUCUGACGUCAUCAGGCCAUUAAAGGAGGGCGUGCUGGGAAAUCAUGCUUCAUGCCGUGAGUUUGCACAGUCUCCCAGGGCAUGUGUGAAAACGGCCAGUGAAACUCAGAGCAGGUGGCGAUUUUCUUGUUUUUUAAUUGGUUUGAUUAAAACCUUGUUAAAAUAGCUUUGCUAUCUCUGCUUCAGCCCUGAAAGGCAAAUUUAGGGAAAUAGGAGGGGGGGCGGAAUCUAUGCAGGGAGUUCUAAAGCGGCAUUCUGGAAAAAGCUAUCCAGUCUUCGAAGAAGAAGCUGGACAGCCCCAGACAAGCCCCCAAGAGCUCAUCUUCCCAGCCUGAGCAAGCCAGGACGCGGGAGGCCUCCUUUACACGCCCCACGCAUUAAAAAAGCCUGGUGGGAGGACUUGCAUGGAGACCCAGAAUGAGGCUGCCCAGAGCGGCUGGGUUGGGCCAGGGCUUUGCUCCUCGAUCUGGCUCAGCAACUGCAAAGGCUCUGCUUGAAAGGCCAGGUCCUCGGCGGAGGAUUCCACCACCACACGGGCAAACGGUGAUGAGGCUGAAGGCGGUUGCUGGGGAGAUCUGUUGACAAGGAUUCCUUGGCUGGAUUUUAGUGUCGCUGAUGUCUGCACAUCUGCAUAGCUGGAUGUAUCAAGUCUGAAACUUUGCUCAAGUGAUACACCAUCCCUUCCCUCACUCUGAAAAUGAGGUUUAGCUGCAGGAUAAUCUUUGCGUAGCCCGCCCGCCCCCCCCUACACCCAAUACCCUCCAGUGAAGUAAUACCGAAAGCAAUCAGUAGAGUCAUUCGCAGAGAAAAGAACUUCUAUUUUGAAUGCAGAAUAUACGUCAUCACAAAGUGCAUUCCUUCUGCUAUUUUGUGCAGACAAAUUUGGACAAAUGGAUAGCAGCGUUGUGUCAAAGUUCCAUUACUAAAGAAGUCAGAGAAUAUUUAUUUUUCUAGUGUGGUAGAUUCAUCUUUCCCCCCUGUAAUUUUUCCAACAAACGUUGUUUUGUUGUACUGUAAUUUAGGGGAAAGGAAACAGUGCACAAGUUAAAAAAUAAUUGCACUCUUGUAGUUGUGCUUAAGUUGUAGAAGUAAUCGAAAGAUUUUAAAAAGACACUACAGUAAUCAAGAUUUUAAUUCACAGAGAAGCCAAUGUAAAAAGCACGCGUCUUGUGUUAGAUUUUGCAAAUGUCUUGAUCAGCGCUGCCUGUUGUCACUUCCUCACUUGCAUCUAGGAACGGCUUCACUGGCAACGCUGCAGAUUCCUUUUUCUGGAGGGAAUGGCCCCGAAAGGGAUAAGUCCGCAGAGUCUUCUGCAGUGCCACCAGCAUUUCCCUGAAGCAUUUUAAAAUACUGAAUGCUGUAGGGUGCAUAAAUCUGAAAACAAAAUUUUAUACUCAUGUCUGUGAAAGGAAUGACUUGCCAGCAACAUGGUGAUGGGUACAGCGUCAGAAGGGGCCCCUUUCUGUUUUGGAUUUCUUCCGUGUGCUUACUCACAGGUUGUAGCAUCAUUCCAAACUUUAUGAAUACCAGUUACAUCAACCUGUCUAAGGCAGAAGAACAUCUCUUAAUAAAUAACUUUUUUUCCAGUAGAUAAUAUUCCUCAGGUUUCCACUGCAAUUUUCAAAACACAUUGCAUGAGUAUGAAAAAUGAUAAGUAGUGGGCUACAGCUAUAAUAGUUUUUCCAUUGGCCAUCAAAUGUAAACAAUUUGAGCUUCAGUUUGAGCCCUGAUUUGAGCUUCAAGUUAUGCGUUGAUGUAACAGUCAACUGCACCAUCAUGAGUCAGACUGCUGACCUUGUUCCUGCUUUCCCUCCUCUUUGAGAAAAGAUACCGAUCCCUGUUUCCCUUCCCCUGCUUUAGGGUGGCAGUUUGGAGAGGAAAGAUGGCUGGCAGAGAGGGGCUGAGCACCCUGUCCCCGCCCUCCCACCAGCCUUUCUUGCUACCUGGGGAAAUAAUUGCUUCUCCUCUGCGAGAAUAUCUCGCAAGGGCUGGUUGUGUUCGUCGAGGAACCCGUGGGUAACAACAGCACAGCCGCUGCCCUGUAGACUCAGCCGAUGGGAUCCUGUCAGCGCCUCUGCUCAGUCUCUCCCAAUUCCCCUCUUUCCUGUAAUUGCUGUCCCAUGUGGCUUCUGCCUAAACUGGUCUCAGUCUCCGGCAUCUGAAGAAGUGAGCUGCGACUCACAAAAGCUCACACCCCACCGCAAAUGUUGUUAAUCUUAUAGGUGCCUCCAGACUCUUGCUCUUCUCAGUCUCUGGCGUGGCCUUUUCAGUGGUUCAGAAGGGCCCCAGCAGGGCAUCUGGUGCAGAACCCAAAAGCCAGUUUCCAUUUUUCACACUUCCUGUGUGCUUUUAAAAAAUUCUUUGCAUAAAACUGUAAUUUAAUUAAUAGGGAUUAAUAAGGGGGGAAAGCCGAACAAAGCGUUUUGUCCAGUGCAGUUCUGUUUUAAUCAAAAUGCGAAGUAGUUCCAAAGAACCAUAUUAAACAGCUUUCUGUAUUUUCUUCUUCUAGAAUAACCAGUGAAAUUGAAGAUUUGGGAUGGCAGUAGUUGGCACUGUUAAAGAGUAUGAGUUUCAUAUAGUCAAUAUUUGUAUGAAACGUUUUGACAGAAAUUAGAUAAUAGCCUUCAGCGUUCCACUGACGCAUACCCUUUGCAUUUUUUCAAUACAGCUUGUACUGCAGAAUCAUGUUGAAAAACCACCUGCAGUUCUGCUUUACAAGUCACUAGAUUGGAACAAAUGGUCCUGAGGGGCUUACAGUACCUUGUGGCAGGGACUUUCCUAGGCUGGGGCCAGAGCAGAAUGAAGGGGCAUGGAAAGUUGAUGUGCUUGAUGUGCAGUUAGGUCUAAAAGACAAAUGGGAUUCAGGGGACGUGAUACUUGAACACGACAGAGCAGGACCCAGUGCAAGAUCACAGAAUACAAAGCCCAGCUAAAUUAGUGCAAUCCUAAACAGAGUCAAACCUUCUAAGCCCGUUGGCUUCAAUGGAGUCGGCAGGCUAUAACUCUGCUUAGGAUUGCAGUCCAAAUAUUUUUACUUCCUAUAUUUUCCUAGAUAGUUUUAAAGCUCUUGAUUCAGAUUUGGUAACCUGUAGUCUUCAUGUCCAUCAAAGAACGCUACUGAACACCAGUAGCAGGUAUGCACUAUACCGCGGUUGGCAGUUUGCGAUCAGGUCGGCAUACCUGUAGCACUUAAAAUUUCACCUGCUAGGCAUUCAGAUUUUAAUUGCAAAGGAAUCUGACAAAACAAAUGGCAAUUCCAUCCUCUUUUCAGAUGUGUUUUAAGUUGUAUCCCUUAAACAAUAUUAAACAUGUUUGCUUUUCAGACUGGGGGAAAUGCAUUGUUAUUGGCAUGUUUAUAAGGUCAAGGGUCAACUUUCAAUGGCUGUUGAAUUAGGGAGUUCCCUCGGCUCCAAGUAAGCUGGAAUUAGGACAAUGAGCAAAUGUUAGAUUUUUUAAAAAAUUAUUUUGAUGUUUGUAGAAGGUGGAAUAUGAUGCUGUGUAUCUCUUCUAAUUGUGAAAAUGUCAAGUUACUUGCCAGCCCCACAUCUGCAGCAAGACAUCCAGAGGGCAGGAGGACCCCACCGAUGUUCAUCUCUUCAGAGGUCUCUUGAUUGCUAAUAUGGUGGCCUCUCUCAUAUUUUUGCUGUAAUAUUAAAUUUAUAAAUGAUCAGUUUUACUACUUUUGUAUAAGCUGCCCCAUACCUUGCUAUGCUGUUUAAGUUGUGUAUUACAGAACAGUAGGACUAUGAACGCAGGUCCCUGCUCCUCUAAUCCUCUGCGGAUGCCACUGUGGAAGCUGGUGUUGUUGAAAGCCACUACAGAGUUUUCUAUGAAUACUUGUAACAAAAUGCUUUGGUAUAUAUGAACCUAUAUAAAGAGACUGUAUGGACACAAAGAAAUUGGAUCAGAACAUUAAAAAAACUAUUCUUUAGGUUGGGGGGAGGCUUGCUGUAAUAUGAUGCGUUAAUCCAUUUAUUAAAGAUCACCUUCAUGAAA